CGACUAGGCACGGACUAGAAUAUCAUCUAUGCCGUCGGCUAACAUCUCUGGACACAUCCAACGAGCCGAUUGAUACUUCCCACCCGCCGCCUCAGACCUGCCGCCUGUUAGAUCGCGACCAUGGCGGACUCCAAAGACGGGAUAUCCGCCGCGGACGCAGCCGCCCACCCCCAAGGGGCGGAGAAGGUCAUCGACGCCAGCGAUGCCGACAUCGCCCUCGCGGCCAUGGGCUACAAGCCGGUCUUCAAGCGCGAGUUCGGCCUGUGGUCCGCCUUCAGCUUCGCGCUGUCCAUCUCGGGGCUCUACGGCACCGUCAUGACCACGUACUCGUACCCGCUGUACGCCGGCGGCGCCGCGUCGGCCGUGUGGUGCUGGCUGAUAGCCGGCAUCGGCGCCAUGUGCCUGGCCCUCUCCAUCUCAGAGGUCGCCUCGGCCUAUCCGACUUCUGGGGCUAUGUACUUCACCAUCAAGUACCUCGCGCCUGAGAAGUGGGUGCCCGUCAUUGCGUGGAUCGAUGGCUGGUUAAACCUCAUCGGUCAGAUCUGCGGUAGCGCCUCGUCCAGCUAUGGUGCUUCUCAGAUGUUGCUGGCUGCCGUGGCCAUCGGCUCCGACUUCACCUACUCACCGACUCAGGGACAUAUCAUCGGGGUGAUGGCCGCUCUGUCUAUCUUCCACGCACUUGUAAACUGCCUGAACACCGCCUGGCUGUCCAAGAUUGCCAGCACGUACGCUGUCAUCCACAUAGCAGUCCUGUUCUCUUGCUGCGUUGCGCUCCUCGUUCUCCAGAAGGACAAGAACACCGCCAGCUAUGUCUUCACCGAGGUCACCCCUGACUCCGGGUGGAACCCACCCGGAUUCAGCUUCCUGUUCGGGUUCCUUUCAGUAGCAUGGGUCAUGACCGAUUACGAUGCCGCAGCGCACAUCGCCGAAGAAACAAGAAACCCAGCCGUAACCGUCCCGACAGCCAUCUCCUCGGCCCUGGGCUUCACCUACGUCGUCGGCUGGCUCUUCACCAUCGUCCUGGCCUUCUGCAUGGGGCCCCUGGACCUGGCCUCGGAGGACCCGUCCCGGAACAUCCUCGCCUCGGCCAUCGAGCAGCCCGUCGUGCAGAUCUACUACAACGUCAUGGGCAAGCGCGCGGCCAUCUUCUUCGCGGUCGCGGCCUUCGUCAUCAUGAACUUUGUGUGCAUCACCGCCCUGCAGGCGGGCAGCCGCACCAUCUGGGCCUUCUCCCGCGACGAGAUGCUGCCCGGCUCGCGCGUGUGGUACAGGAUCUGGGGGCGCACCGACACCCCCGUCCUCGCCGUGUGGCUGUACACGGUCAUCUGCAUCGCCAUCAACCUCAUCGGCCUGGGCAGCUACAUCACCAUCUCGGCCAUCUUCAACCUCUGCGCCAUCGCGCUGGACUGGUCGUACUGCAUCCCCAUCCUGUGCAAGCUCCUGUUCAACAAGUUCGAGCGCGGGCCCUGGCACCUCGGCCCCGCGAGCUUCUUUGUCAACGUCUGGGCCUGCUCGUGGACCGCCUUCGUGUCUGUCAUCUUCCUCUUCCCUACCGUGAGGCCCGUGGCUGCGGAUACUAUGAACUACGCCGUUGUGAUCUUGGCAUUUGUGCUUCUGUUCUCGUUGGUCUACUGGUACAUCGCGGGAAGGAAGUACUAUGUCGGCCCACGUACCGAGGCUCACGUUGUCGAUGGGAUGAUCAUCAAAGAUCCCAGCAAGUCAGAGCUCCGUGAUGGUGAGCAGCACGUGAACACCACGGAUGGCAUAGCUGUUAAAUAAUGUUCUCUGGGUCGGAUGGUCAGAGCAGAUUGGGCACCCUGGGGCACCCUGGGGCAGCCAGGUGCCAGAUCAGUCGGUCAGCAGAUAGCGGUUAUGCCCUCUGCUAGUCGGUUGUUACACCUAUUUUACUGUAAUUCUUAUAAAUCAGUACCCAUGUGUUUAA
This is a messenger RNA of Diaporthe batatas, 1942 nucleotides long. RefSeq lists its product as uncharacterized. The record is from RefSeq and is a predicted model, not a curated record. The transcript has 8 exons. Bases 121 to 1779 code for a protein of 552 amino acids. Gene Ontology annotation, biological process: transmembrane transport; amino acid transport. Lineage: Eukaryota; Fungi; Ascomycota; Sordariomycetes; Diaporthales; Diaporthaceae. Gene Ontology annotation, molecular function: transmembrane transporter activity. Gene Ontology annotation, cellular component: membrane.